Molecule: messenger RNA, 1329 nt
Organism: Trichoplax adhaerens
Lineage: Eukaryota; Metazoa; Placozoa; Uniplacotomia; Trichoplacea; Trichoplacidae
Exons: 9
Coding region: 1-1329 (442 amino acids)
Biological process (GO): rRNA methylation
Cellular component (GO): nucleolus; cytoplasm
Molecular function (GO): zinc ion binding; rRNA (adenine-N6-)-methyltransferase activity
Source: RefSeq, a predicted model, not a curated record
AUGAAAAAUAAGCCCUCGCCAUAUUGUCCCCAUGGUCCAACUUUGCUAUUUGAACGAUUUUACAAAUCACACAAGACAUCUCGCCGAUUUUUCGCUUGCUCAGCAUGCCGAGAUCGUAAAGACUGUUCCUUUUUUCAAUGGGCCGAUGAAGACGUUAGCGAUGAUAAAUUACGGAUGAGACAGCAAAUUAAUCUAUCUUUGCAGCCGAAUAUAUUGCCUAGGAAGCAGUUAGCUCAACGAUUAGUUGAGCUGAAAGCUGCUAAAGAGGACAUUCAACGAAAUUACUGUCACAAUUGUGAAUUACUACUAUUCCUAUCAGAAAUUACCGAUCAUGAUAAGCAUGAUGUUACCCGUGGUAUUGAUGCUAGUCGAUUGGAUCGUCCGACGACAAUUUUGAAACCUUUAAUACGCAACAAAACCAACGCUCAAUACUUAUUUUCUGACAAAACCUGUAACUUCUUUCACAAUCUCUUAAAUGAACUUGCAAUAGACUACGUCAUAUGUAUAGGUCUUCCAAGAAUUCAUGAAUUCCUUCAGUUACAACGUAGCCCUGGUGGCAAAGAAAGCAUCCAAAGUAUCCUCUUGGAUAUUGAUCAUCGCUACGCUCAAUUUUAUCCGAAUUGGAGUUACUGCCGUUAUAAUAUGUUUAAUAAUUAUUUCUUUGAUGGUGAAACUAGUCAGCAAAUUUAUGUGGAUUUUAUGCAGAAAAACGAAAAUAAGAAGGGAAUCAUCCUUAUCGAUCCUCCUUUCGGUGGCUUACUGCAAGUUAUUGCUGAAAGUUUACAAAAAUUGCUCCGUUUAGGUUUAAGGGAAGAAAUGCCAACAAUAUUAGUUUUUCCAUAUUUUCUGGAAAAUCAUGUAUAUCAAUGUCUUCGCGGAUUCCACAUGAGUGAUUAUAAAGUUGAUUAUGAUAAUCACCCGAUAUAUAACAAUAGAAGAAAUACGGACAAGCUCAAAGCAUCAAAGAGGCAAUCUCCAGUACGACUUUUUACUAACAUAAAGCCAUCUAAGAUAACGUUACCUAAAGAAGAGGGUUAUCGAUUUUGUCACAGUUGUGAUCGAUAUGUAGCUAGAGAAAAUAUUCAUUGCUACAAAUGCAACAAUUGUCCUUCAAAGGAUGGUAGAACCUACAUCCAUUGCGAUGAGUGUAAAAAAUGUGUUAAACCAGGAAGAGUACAUUGCCAAAUAUGCAAAAUGUGUCUCCCUAAAGAUCAUCAAUGCAAAACCACUGGUUGCUACAUUUGUGGCCAAUACGACCAUAAACAUCGUAAUUGUUCAGUAAAAUCAAGACAACCCAAGCGAAAGUACACUGCAAUGUUUGCGACUUGA